AUGGGGUUGGAUAGGGUGAGAUGGGGAAAAAGGAUGAACGACAAGUGGUAUAGUUGUACAUAUUUCAAUUUUGAAGAAUUUAAGAGUUGGUGGGGUUGCCAUGAGACACAAGUUACUGGUCACAAACACCCCCCUACAUCCCAUCUACCUCGACCACCACCCACCACGACAGCCGUCACAAUAACCACACCACCACGACACGCCAAAUUCCGAAACCAACAACCUCCAUUGUCGCCAAAAACCACCACAACCACCGCCACCAAACACACUAACAAUGCUCAAUUCACAACCUCACCAACACCACCCAAGCGUAAUUUUUCAGCUAGUUCCACCCACCAGAACCAUCACCAACUCAACACAUCGCAGAACACCAACAUGCCACAAUCACCACGACCACCACCGUCGAUCAUCACCGCCAACGCCAAAAUAUGUAAGCAGCCGCCACCACCACCACCCAAAUAUCACCAAAAAAUACGACAGACAACAACUCAAUCCAAAGCCAUUCCCAUCUCCACCACCACAGCGAACAUCACCACCACCGUAGCCAUUACCACCACCAUAUGA
Olea europaea var. sylvestris is the source of this 564-nucleotide messenger RNA. Its product is annotated as rho GTPase-activating protein gacJ-like. The transcript has 2 exons. Bases 1 to 564 code for a protein of 187 amino acids. The record is from RefSeq and is a predicted model, not a curated record. NCBI's taxonomy places the organism in Eukaryota, Viridiplantae, Streptophyta, Magnoliopsida, Lamiales, Oleaceae.